Messenger RNA from Striga asiatica, 1461 nucleotides. The record is from the annotation of a GenBank genome assembly. Lineage: Eukaryota; Viridiplantae; Streptophyta; Magnoliopsida; Lamiales; Orobanchaceae.
ACAAAGUUGAGGCCCAAUACACACAGCCCUUCAAUCGUAUCCCAAACUAGCUCCAAAUCCCCCGCCCUAAAAUAGGGUUUUAGGGUUUUGGUCCCGUCACCUCGACUCUUUUCUUCGUUCAGCUCCCGCACAACAGAUUUUUUUAUUUUUCGCAUUCGAAUGGGGAAGAAGCGAAAGCACAUUGAAGCGGAAGCUACAGACAAUACGAAGAACAAUGAAAGCGCGCCAGAAAGGCCGAAAAGAACCCUUUUUGGCUUUAAAACCAAUGUGAAUGAUAAAAAUGGAAGUGAAAGUCACCAUGUGAUUUUUCGGAAUAAAGAGAAAGUCUUGGUCACUUGCUCUCGCCGCAUCAGUUACAGGUAUCGGCACCUGAUGUUGAACUUGGUUGAGCUUUUGCCUCAUAGUAAGAAAGACAACAAGGUGGAGUCCAAGGAGAGUAAAGGCGCUGCACUGAAUGAGCUUGUCGAGCUCAAGAGCUGCUCUUCUUGUUUGUUUUUUGAGUGUAGAAAAGGCAAAGAUCUCUAUUUGUGGAUGGCCAAGUGCCCCAAUGGUCCAUCUGUCAAAUUUCUAGUUAAUGCGGGUAUCCUAAUUACAUAUGUUUUUGCUUAUGUGUUUGGUCAAGUGCACACAAUGGAAGAAUUGAAACUUACCGGUAAUCAUCUUAAGGGUUCACGUCCUCUCCUUACCUUUUCAUCCAACUUUGAUAAAAGCCCCCACUGGCAGCUUCUGAAGGAGAUGAUUUCUCAGAUUUUUGGGACUCCAAAGGAUCACAGGAAAUCCAAACCUUAUCAUGAUCACGUAUUCGUCUUCUCAAUUGCUGAUGACCACAUAUGGUUCCGGAAUUAUCAGAUAUCAUGUCCCCAUAGCGGUGGAGCACAGAAACUAGACCGUGGAGACUUAGAAAAAAUGACAUUGAUCGAGGUUGGUCCACGAUUCUGUUUGAACCCGAUUAAGAUAUUUGGCGGCAGCUUUGGGGGGCCAACACUAUAUGAAAAUCCAUUUUAUGUUUCACCUAACCAGAUCCGCUCGUUGGAGAAGAGGCAAAAGGCAGGUAAAUAUGCCAAGAAAGUCAAAGCCAAGACAAGGAGGAAGAUGCACGAGCUGGAAAAUCCUCUUGAAGUUGAUGAGUUUGCUGAUAUGUGGAAAGACUGAUAGCCAAUCAAGAAAACCGUGACUUUUAAUAUGUCUCGUCAGAUAGAUUACCAUUCAUGCAUUUUUUACCUUUCUAAGUUUAAGACCUUUUGAAAUGGUACUGAUUUUUGAGUUAUACGCUAGUUCAUAGCAUGUAUGAGAUCUGCUUCUGUUAAACGUUUCGAAAAAUUGCAUUGCAGGUUUAAAUUACAAUUCCUUUGCUCCAUUCAACCAAUUUUUGCCUUGAAUAUCAGCAUAUAAGAAAUUUGUUGAUCUUACUUUGUAACGACCCCUAAGCAAAAGCAUGAGAAAACUGACUAUAAUGUCAAG